AUGGCUGCUGCGGCGACGACCACCGGGCUCGAGGCGCCAGAGCCCAUGCCGAGUUACGCACAGAUGUUGCAACGAAGCUGGGCCUCAGCGCUGGCGGCAGUACGGGGCUGCGGGGACUGCGGCUGGGGACUGGCGCGCCGCGGCCUGGCGGAGCACGCGCACCUGGCUGCACCCGAGCUGCUGCUAGCCGUGCUCUGCGCUCUGGGGUGGACAGCGUUGCGCUCGGCAGCCACCACGCACAUCUUUCGGCCCCUGGCCAAGCGGUGUCAUCUGCAGCCUAGAGAUGCCGCCAGGCUACCUGAGAGCGCCUGGAAACUUCUGUUCUACUUGGCCUGUUGGAGCUACUGCGCGUACCUGCUCCUGGGCACCAGUUACCCUUUCUUCCAUGACCCGCCCUCUGUCUUCUAUGACUGGAGGUCAGGCAUGGCCGUGCCCUGGGACAUAGCGGUCGCCUACCUGCUGCAGGGAAGUUUCUACUGCCAUUCGGUCUAUGCCACCAUGUACAUGGACAGCUGGCGCAAGGACUCGGUGGUCAUGCUGGUGCAUCACGUGGUCACCCUACUCCUCAUCGCCUCUUCCUAUGCCUUCCGGUAUCACAAUGUCGGCCUCCUCGUGUUCUUCCUCCAUGAUGUCAGUGAUGUACAGCUGGAGUUCACCAAACUCAACAUUUACUUCAAGGCCAGGGGUGGGGCCUACCAUCGCCUGCACGGACUGGUGGCCAACCUGGGUUGCCUCAGCUUCUGCUUCUGCUGGUUCUGGUUCCGCCUCUACUGGUUCCCGCUCAAGGUUCUGUAUGCCACCUGCCACUCCAGCCUGCAGUCCGUGCCCGACAUUCCGUACUACUUUUUCUUCAACACUCUGCUGCUGCUCCUCACAGUCAUGAACAUCUAUUGGUUCCUGUACAUUGUGGCUUUCGCAGCCAAGGUGCUGACUGGUCAGAUGCGUGAGCUGGAAGACUUGAGGGAAUAUGACGCUCUGGAAGCUCAGACGGCCACGCCCUGCAAAGAUGAGAAGCCGCUGAGGAAUGGCCUCGUUAAGGACAAGCUCUUCUGAGUCUGUCCUCAACUCCCGCCAUCCAGGACUCUGUCUCAUCCUACCUGGGAUACUGGCCCC
Messenger RNA from Grammomys surdaster, 1113 nucleotides. It is a transcript of the gene Cers1, whose product is annotated as ceramide synthase 1. Gene Ontology annotation, biological process: ceramide biosynthetic process. Gene Ontology annotation, cellular component: membrane. NCBI's taxonomy places the organism in Eukaryota, Metazoa, Chordata, Mammalia, Rodentia, Muridae. The transcript has 7 exons. Gene Ontology annotation, molecular function: sphingosine N-acyltransferase activity. Bases 1 to 1053 code for a protein of 350 amino acids. The record is from RefSeq and is a predicted model, not a curated record.